Cynara cardunculus var. scolymus (artichoke) is the source of this 3314-nucleotide messenger RNA. RefSeq names its product LRR receptor-like serine/threonine-protein kinase. Bases 1 to 3171 code for a protein of 1056 amino acids. The transcript has 2 exons. NCBI's taxonomy places the organism in Eukaryota, Viridiplantae, Streptophyta, Magnoliopsida, Asterales, Asteraceae. Gene Ontology annotation, molecular function: ATP binding; protein kinase activity; protein binding. Gene Ontology annotation, biological process: protein phosphorylation. The record is from RefSeq and is a predicted model, not a curated record.
AUGCCUCAUCCUCAUUCUACCUUCUCCUUCGCCCUUCUCUCCAUCUUCAUCUUCUUCCCCUAUCUUUCCAACUCCAUUGAUUCACAGGGCCACCUUCUUCUUUCAUGGAAAACCACCUUCAAAACCGCCAUUAACGACCUCCAAUCUUGGAACCCUUCAGACCCAACUCCCUGCAAGUGGUUCGGAAUUCAUUGCAAUUCAGCAGCUCAUGUGGUUGCCAUUAGACUCAACUCCAUUGAUUUGCAGGCUCCAUUGCCUUCCAAUUUACACUCUCUAAAGUUCUUGGAGUCACUCGUUCUCUCCUCCACCAAUCUCACCGGACCCAUUCCGGCCGAGUUCGGAGAUUAUCUACACCUUACGGAACUCGACAUAUCGGAUAAUUCGAUUUCCGGUAGGAUUCCGCCGGAGAUAUGCAGGUUGAGCAACCUGCACACUUUGUCUCUCCAUACCAACUCUCUUGAAGGCGAAAUCCCGGUGGAGAUCGGAAGGCUUUCGAGUCUUCGAAGCCUGAUGAUUUACGAUAAUCGGUUAAGCGGAAGGAUUCCAAAGAGUAUAGGGCAAUUGGGAAACCUUGAAGUGAUCAGAGCCGGCGGGAACAAGAAUCUUGAUGGGGAGUUGCCGGAGGAGAUCGGGAAUUGUAGUAAUUUGGUCAUGUUGGGAGUGGCGGAAACGAGCAUCUCUGGCGGGAUUCCAGCGUCCAUAGGGAAAUUGAAACGGAUUCAGACGAUAGCAAUAUACACAUCUCGAUUGUCCGGUACCAUUCCUGACGAAAUCGGAAACUGUAGCGAACUACGAAACCUUUAUUUGCACCAGAACUCCAUCUCCGGUUCAAUCCCGAAACGUAUCGGGGAGCUUCGGAAGCUCGAGAGUGUGCUCCUAUGGCAGAACAGUUUAGUUGGGACAAUCCCCGAAGAACUCGGCAGCUGCAACGAGCUCAAGACGAUCGACUUAUCGGAAAACUCGUUAACGGGAAGAAUUCCGGCGAGCUUCGGAGGGUUAUUGAAGCUUAGAGAGCUGCAACUAUCAGUCAACCAGUUAUCAGGUACCAUACCUCUAGAAAUCACAAACUGCACUGCGAUUACUCAUUUAGAACUCGAUAACAAUCAGCUUACUGGCGAGAUUCCGAUUCUGAUUGGUCGAUUACGAAGCAUGACUCUGUUUUUCGCUUGGCGGAAUAAUCUAACUGGUAGUAUUCCGGAAUCUUUAUCCCAAUGCCAUCAUCUUCAAGCUCUUGAUCUCUCGAAUAACCAUCUUUCCGGCACGAUAGGAAAAGAGAUAUUUUCACUGAAAAACCUCAGGAAACUGCUUUUGCUUUCGAAUGAUUUGUCUGGUUCGAUCCUGCCAGAUAUUGGAAACUGCACAAACUUGUACAGAUUAAGAGUCAAUGGCAAUAGGUUUUCCGGAAGUAUUCCAUCGGAGAUAGGAAAUCUAAAAAAUCUGAACUUUCUUGAUAUGAGCAGCAACAGAUUCGUCGGAGUGAUUCCAGAAUCGAUCUCCAGUUGUGCUAAUCUUCAGUUUCUUGAUCUCCAUUCUAAUGGACUUGAUGGUGUUAUCCCUAAUACACUUCCUAUAAGUUUACAGUUUGUAGAUAUAUCCGAUAACAGGCUCGAGGGUCCAUUGACACCUAGUAUUGGUUUAUUGACCAAAUUAACGAAACUUAAUUUAGGAACGAACCGGUUAUCUGGAGAAGUUCCAUGGGAGAUUGUUUCUUGUGGUAAGCUGCAGUUGUUGGAUCUUGGAAACAAUUGUUACUCAGGUCUAUUGCCGAAACAGCUAGGACAAAUUCCGUCACUCGGAAUCUCUCUCAAUCUUAGCUGCAAUCAGUUCAACGGCGAAAUCCCAGCGGAGUUCAUCGGGCUUGCUAAACUAACAAGCCUAGACCUAUCUCAUAAUAAGCUCAACGGUACGCUAGACGUCCUAAAAGAUCUUCAGAAUCUAGUCUCUCUGAAUGUCUCAUUCAAUGACUUCACCGGACAAAUGCCCAACACUCCGUUCUUCCGUAACCUCCCUCCUGCCGGUACUGCCGGAAAUCCAGCUCUGUACUUUGUCAGUGGAGUCGACACUCCGCCUGAUGAAAAGGGUUUUGCUGGCCAUGCCAGACCAGCAGCAAAACUAGCCAUGUCAAUCCUCGUCAGCAUUGGGGCAAUACUAGUCCUACUAGGAACUUACAUGUUGGUUCGGACCCAUUUGGCGAACAUAAAAGUUGACGAUGAAACGUGGGAAAUGACAUUUUACCAAAAGAUAGAAGUUUCGGUUGAUGAUAUAGUUCGAAACCUAACAACGUCAAACAUCAUCGGCACCGGAAGUUCUGGAGUUGUAUAUAGGGUGACAACCAUGAAAGGGGAAACGCUGGCUGUGAAAAAGAUGUGGUCAACAGAGCAGUCAGGGGCUUUUAGUUCUGAGAUUCAGACACUCGGUUCGAUUAGACACAAAAACAUUAUCCGUCUAUUAGGAUGGGGUUCGAAUCAGACAAUCAAGCUUCUAUUUUAUGAUUAUUAUCCUAACGGAAGCUUGAGCUCGCUUCUUCACGGUGCUGGGAAGGGAGCAGAGUGGGAGGAUAGGUACAACAUUCUCCUAGGUGUGGCUCAUGCUCUUUCUUAUCUACACCAUGAUUGUAUGCCUGCUAUCUUACACGGGGAUGUUAAAGCCAUGAAUGUGCUAUUGGGUUCUAGCCUACAUCCUUAUCUUGCUGAUUUUGGGCUGGCUCGACUUGUUACCAAUGACCAAAAUGGUCUUUCGAAGCAGAUCCAAAGACCUCAGCUAGCGGGUUCUUACGGAUAUAUGGCUCCAGAACAUGCAUCAGGGCAAUGGAUUACUGAAAAGAGUGACAUUUACAGCUUUGGAGUGUUACUUUUGGAGGCCUUGACCGGAAAGCAUCCCCUAGACCCAACUUUACCAGGGAGUGAGCACUUGGUCCAGUGGGUGCGGGAACACUUGCAUGGCAAGCAGGACCCAGUGGACAUUCUUGAUCCGAAACUAAGAGGAAGAGCUGACCCUCAGAUGCACGAAAUGCUACAGACACUAGCUGUGUCAUUUCUGUGUGUAAGCCCACAUCCCGAUGACCGCCCAAUCAUGAAGGAUGUGGUUGCAAUGCUCAAGGAGAUUCACCAUGAGGAUUCGACGAGGUCAGACCCAGAGCUGAAAGGGGGUUCAUCCCCAGCUCCUGGAUGACCCAUCACCCAUGGCCUUAAAAGAUUCCUGUAACUGCUCCUAAUGUUCGUCUAGUGACCAUGGUGACCCAUGUGUCUUUAUCCAGUGUAUUAAGAUAGUGUAAAUGUAGAAGCUAGGAACUGAUUGAUAGUUUUGAAUCUUUA